AUGGAAUCUGAAAAUACAGAAAUGGAAAAUAUGGAAUCUGAAAAUACAGAAAUGGAAAAGAUGGAAUCUGAAAAUACAGAAAUGGAAAAGAUGGAAACCGAGACUAUUUCUUCAGUCUCUGUUCUGCAAGCCCUCUCUAGGAUGCUUAAUCCUGAUGAAGAGGACGAUUUUGACCUUGAACAGUCACAUUGUUCAUCUACUAUUGGAGCCAUGGGUCCUGGGAAUAUUGGACCACCAAAAACAGAAGAGCUCAAAGUCGUCCCUCAAACCAGUCAUCAAAAUAGCGAGGACAUCUGGAAUCCAGAAGAGGUUCCAGAAGGAGCAGAGCAGGAUGACAUAUGGGACAUUAGAGAAAUCCCCGAAUAUGAGAUUAUGUUCAAGCAGCAGGUGGGAACUGAGGAUAUAUUCUUAGGAUUGACAAGAAAAGACUCUUCAACAGCAUGUUGUCAGGAGCUAGUGGUUAAAAUUAAACUGCCAAAUACAAACCCUUCUGAAAUUAAAAUUGAUGUCCAGGAAAUGACCCUUGACCUUCGUACUCCUAAUAAGAAGCUGUUGGUAAUCUUUCCCCAUGCUGUGGAACGCAGCAGUGCCAAAGCAUUUUAUACCCUGGAGACUGAGACUCUCGAAGUCAACGCAACUAUGAAAAGAGAAUUCGAUUUUGUUAAUUUCUGA
This is a messenger RNA of Galeopterus variegatus (Sunda flying lemur), 672 nucleotides long. It is a transcript of the gene DNAAF6, whose product is annotated as PIH1 domain containing 3. Gene Ontology annotation, biological process: flagellated sperm motility; axonemal dynein complex assembly. The transcript is spliced from 6 exons. Gene Ontology annotation, cellular component: cytoplasm. Gene Ontology annotation, molecular function: protein-folding chaperone binding; dynein intermediate chain binding. NCBI's taxonomy places the organism in Eukaryota, Metazoa, Chordata, Mammalia, Dermoptera, Cynocephalidae. The record is from RefSeq and is a predicted model, not a curated record. Bases 1 to 672 code for a protein of 223 amino acids.